UGUAAUUUAUACACCUGAUUAGGCUAUUUUUGCCACAUAUACUUAACCGGAACAACCGAUUUCCUAUUGAGGCAACGUCUUUGGCCUGCUUUGGCUUGCGUGCCGUGGCUGGCGGAACUCAAAUGGUGGCAAGACAUGCUGCUUUGGGGUUGAUUAGAAAAAUGACACCACACGCACACCACCGCCCCAUCCCUUAACCAGGCAAGAAGCUACCUUCCGAGCCCGCCAAGACACCACAUGGCACCGCCACAGAUGACAAACUGACAAUGGGCUCAGUCAUCGAAGACAUGUCGUGCCCGGCAAGCGGAUACGCCACCGGAGUUCGUUGCCAGCGGUAUCCAGGAGGCAAUGGGCGUGGCCGCUACCAGGGCAAAUGGCUGGGCGCCCAGCCCCAAGGUUACGGAGUGAGGAGGAGUGGACGCGGCUUGGUCUACGAAGGUCAGUGGCAUCUGGGCAAGAGGCAUGGCUACGGAACUCUGCGACGAGAGGAGCCAUCCGGAGGAGCGCUGCGCAUCUAUGUUGGCCACUGGCGGGAGGACAAGCGAAGCGGGGAGGGGAAACAGUUCUAUCCGGACGGAUCCGUGUACUUCGGCCAGUGGCUGGAGGACAAGCGAAGCGGUCACGGCAUUCUCUGGCAGGCUGACGGAGGCAUCUACAUCGGGGAGUGGCAGCUGGAUAGGUUUCAUGGACGUGGAGUUCUCUUUGCGGCCAACGGCAACCGAUAUGUGGGUCAGUUCGAGGAGGGUUGCAAGUCCGGAGCCGGGGUCUACUACCAUGGCAGAGAUGGUCAGAGAGUUCAGCGGGGAUUCUGGAGUGGCGACAUAUGUAGGUCAUCGCUAAUGCCCCUUCUACCGGGCUGAGACCAAGUCAGUUCAACACAUAAAUGGAUUAUAUUUGAGUGAGAAAUAAACGCAUUUAAAUAAAAGUUAAAAACCAAUUAAAAAAUA
Drosophila bipectinata is the source of this 947-nucleotide messenger RNA. RefSeq names its product MORN repeat-containing protein 3. Gene Ontology annotation, cellular component: cytosol. NCBI's taxonomy places the organism in Eukaryota, Metazoa, Arthropoda, Insecta, Diptera, Drosophilidae. The record is from RefSeq and is a predicted model, not a curated record.